Acinonyx jubatus (cheetah) is the source of this 8865-nucleotide messenger RNA. RefSeq names its product solute carrier family 9 member A2 (gene SLC9A2). Gene Ontology annotation, cellular component: membrane. Lineage: Eukaryota; Metazoa; Chordata; Mammalia; Carnivora; Felidae. Gene Ontology annotation, biological process: sodium ion transport; regulation of pH; proton transmembrane transport. The record is from RefSeq and is a predicted model, not a curated record. Bases 5555 to 7648 code for a protein of 697 amino acids. Gene Ontology annotation, molecular function: sodium:proton antiporter activity. The transcript is spliced from 12 exons.
GGACGCCCGGGUGGGCGUCCAAGUAGGCGAGUUGGCCUCUGGGUGGUGGCCACCUCCCUGCGGAUCAGGGAGCAGCUUCUGUUCCAAAGGGACCCCGGGAGGAACACUUUCAUGCUUUGGUUCUUAAGUGGACAUUGGCCUUGAAAUAGCCCGAAACUAUUAGUCCAUACAAACUCAGCGAUUUGCUUCUUGCUUUUGCCUCGGACACCAAGUGGUACAGCCUCCUGCCCAAGUAGAGACCUGUUUACUGAGGGAGGAGGCGAGUUAGCUGAGGUUUAUUGGUCUCCCCCACUGGGAGAGAGGUGAGGGCUAGCACAGAGACUAAAACGGUUAAAGCCCUGGAUGCUCUGAGAGAGAGGCGCCUUGGCAGUGACCCAGACCCUGCCAUGCACCUGACUAAUGAGGUGCAUGGAAGAGGACCGGGGACGACUGAGUGCCUGCAGCUGCGACAGGAACACCCUGUCUCCUCCCCUCCUUUGGGCUGAGGCUGUCACUAUCCAGGAAGCAUUUUCUUAGGUGACUGAGGCCAGUGAAGCAAGAUGCAUAUUUAAAAAUAAUUAACCCACUUUUUAAACUGUCUCUUUAACUCUCAUUUGGAAAGCAGAAGCGCAGAAUGUCUUUUCUCACCUGCAUUCCCCACGCCCCCAACACGUAAACUUUUGUUGUGCUCAUGGUGCUUUAUGCUAUUUUUGCUUUAUAUUUUAAAUACUUUUUUUGUUUUAAAAUAUGUCAACUACUGUCGUCAUGAUUCAAAAAGUUAUUAGGUCGAAAGACACGUAUGCAUUAUUGCAUACGUCUUCUGCAUUUGUCCUCGGAAAGAUCCUGUGCUGCACCGUGAGGCAGGUCGCCCUAAAGGAUGAGAAGACGCCUUGCCUGUCGGCCUUGGGCUUUUUGAUUGGUGGGAGAGAUGCCAUACACACCAGUGACCCUAAUACAAGAAAGUGCUAAGUCGUGUGACAAAUUCAGAAAAGAUAAUAUGGCAGUGUCGGGAGGCAGAAGUCACUUCACGAUGUGAAGGGAGCAUUUAAAUUGGGCUUUCAAGGAUGACCAGGGUAGGGUCAGUCGGAGAUGAAAGGGAACAACAUUCCAGAGAGGAAUGAACAAAGGCACAAAUUGGGAGGAAAGCACAAAGCAGGUAAGAAGAGAUGGUUUGCAGGAGGGUGGAAGUUGUGGGAGGUAAGCCUGAUGUCAGAUAAAAUUAAUUAGAUUCUAUUAAUGGUGGCCAAAGGAGGCACAUGCUGUUUAGAGACUUUUCAGGCUGCAGUUGCCUGGCUUUGACAUUGUUGUACUAGUUCAGUGUUUUAAUUCCACCUGAGAAGUGGAAGCAGGGGAAGUGGAUUUCCCCAUCUAUCAGGUAGGGUAUACACAUUUACGUAAACUCCUUGUCUGUAACAAUAAACUCAGGUGCUGUCUCCUCACAUGGUCCUUACAACAACCCUGCCACGCAGGAAGGGCAGAUAUUAAUACCCUCCCCUGCCCUUGAUAGAGGUGGAAACUGAAACUCUGGAGAGUUUACAGGAGUUGCCCACAGAUAUACAAAGUGGGGAGCCAAAGACAGGCUCUGUUCACUCUGUCCCAGCCUCCAUCGCUGGAGAGGUGCUUUUGUGCCCUGUUUCCAUUACUGCUGCUCGGUUGCUAUUUCUAUUCAAUUACAAGUCUUUGUUUUGUUCUUCACUCCUGAUUAUUUUAAUCUGAUUAAUUACACUAAUAACAGCUGCUGGUAGGCACUUAAGUUCAUUACCUCUAAUUUUCACAACCAUCGUGGGUAGGUCUGAUUACCCCAUUUCCUAUACGAAGAAACAGCAGUGGGGAGGUUACCUUGCUGGUGGGUGGGGAGCCAGAAUUCCAUCCAGGUCUGUCUGAUGUCUCAUCUUUGUGUCUAUCCUGGAGGCUUGUUUUGUUAUGGGGAUUAAAUGACACUACCUAUGUAUAACAUUCUUAGAAAAUGCUGGACGUGUGGUAAGCGCUGAAUAUUGUCACUAGUAGGCGUGGAAGAGGAGUGAACUGAAGCCUUGGGUAGUGCUUUGGCACUGUGUUUCCUUUUCCACUGCGCUGGGUAACCUCCUGCCUUUCUCUACUCCUUUAGGCUCAGCCUUUCCCAAGUGUUCCUAUUCGUGUGUGGGUUGCUCUUUCAUACUUGUUGUUUUCUGUCAUCAUCUAUUCAUCUCGUUUGACUUUAUCCCAUUAAUUGUGUGGUGUUUUAUUAAAAUGCUUCUAUGACUUCAUAGGUGUAUUCAUCUGCCCAUUGGCAGUAUUUUUGUUUUAUACCCAGAUGUAUUUAUAUUCCCUGGCACUUGUUGUUCUGACCUUUCUGCCCCUCCCCCAAUUGUCAUCUUUACUGGCUACUAAGUCCCCUUUCUUCCCUGCAUCUGGGGUGGCACAGAAAUGGGAACACAGACAGAUGUUCAUGUCUCCCAACCAGAAGGGUCUGACCAGAGAGAGACCUCAGUGGAGACUGCCAUGGGUGGGGUAAAGGGUAUAUAUAGUUCCCAGAAGAGAGAGUAUGGUUUGAGUCUCCCAAAGCCAGUUCUUGGGGGUCUUUCCUAGGUUCUUCGUGUAUAUAUAGUCCAGCCCUGCCUUCCUAUUGCAACUCUGUCCUUAGAGAAGUCUGGAAAUGCCCAGAUAUCCACCCCCACACCCCUCCCCCACCGGCCCUGCACUUUUUAUUGGAUUUUAGGAAGACUGUCCUUGUAUUGGGGGAUGCCUUUACAGCCCAUUAAACAGUAUCUAGUCCUUCAAAUUCUAUCUUAACUUUUGCCCUGGAAAAACUAUUAUUUGGGGAGACUUAUAUGACUUAAUUUGCUCAUAUUUUGGGCACGAUGAUGAAUUGAGCUGUGCAGGGAGACUUGAGAGAUUACAGAUGUGUUAACUCAUGCAAAAUGCCAUGGUUUCUAUUUGGAGCACUUUUAUGCCAUGUACCUGGUGUACCUGAACUUACCUACCCAGAGAACAUGGAGAAACAUUGCUGGUGAUUAAUCUAAACAAAGGUAACAGGUUGCCCCAAAUGGAGGCUCCUAAUAACAUUUGUAGGAGGUUUAAAUCAUGCCUGAUGGUGAAUUCAGAAUUGUUGGCUAUAUUGCAGUACAAUAUAACCUUAGAAAUAUUGCAGUCAGAAGUGAGCAGGUGCAUUUGCGGGAGAGUGUUGAAUGAUUCAACUUUUCACUGUUUUACCUGGUUAUUAGGGAAACUCAAUUUCUGAAUUACUUGGUUAAAAAGAAAAUCCUCUCAUCAUGAUGAUGAUGUGAAUGUGUAUGUAAAGUAGGUUAAAUGAAUCAAAGAAUGUAGGAAACUUAUACUUUUGAACAGGUGUUAAAUUUUGCAGUUUUAGAAUUUGUUUUUCACUUAGAUCCAAGUUAGCACAUGUGAACUUGUAUUAUUCUUUAAUUUUUAAGAUCUAUGUUUUGAAUAAUUGUUGAUUUUUUUAACAGUUAUAAAAUGCACACCUUGCUUGGUAAUCCCAUACACAGCAAUGGAGUUCUACAGCUUAGAGUAAUAGGUAGCCAAAGAAUUAAGAAGAGGAAGAACUUCCAGGAGUGUUCUAAGAUUGUCUCCUCUGAUUUCCUUGCCCAUGAAGUGGAUCAGUGGAUUUGUCCUAAACCAGGUGAACUUGGGCAUGUGUUCUACCAUUCUUCGGAGUUCAGGGACAGAGUACUGGGUCCCUGCUGUUUAAAGCAACACAACUCCGUUCUCUUGUCCCCUCACCUACCUAGUAGUCUUGUUGAGCUGGCCUGUUUGCCUCUUCCAGGUGUCAGCAUGAAUCCUGCCCUUUUCAUCUCCUUUGCCCUUAAACUUGGGGUUAGGAUGCAGAAUUUUCCACUUCCCUCCACCCCGUUGUCUUGACAUUAAAUAACUUGUAGUAUUAUUUUAAGGAAAAGUCAAAGCAGUUUGGUCCCUGAAGGUUUCUCCUCUGGGAUCAAGUCUGUCCUGAUUUGAAAUAUGAAACCAGAUAGUUUCUGCAGUUGUUAUCUGUCUGUAUUACCUGAGAUCUUGAUCUCUUAGAAAAACCUAUCGUUGCCCUUGAUCUGUUUCUCUUUGUUGUAUUUGUUUUUCUUGAAGUGUAUACACCAGCUAGUUGGUCAGUGGAUGAAGCUCAUGAUCUUUCCUUGUUUCUGAACCACAUCUUACUUUGAACACACUUGUGGAGCUCAGUCUUCCUGAUGGCGUGCGCUUGUUCCUAAUAAAGCUAAAAGAAGAAUUUUGAUUUCUUUUUGUCUGAAAGCUUCCAUCUCUCUCCACUUUGGGUUCACCAUACAUUUCCUGUGUUCUGUGUGAAGGAUGACUGCAGCAGCUUGUAUUGUUUCUAAGGAUCAUUCAGGUGCCACCUGGAAUCUUAUCACUGCACUGUAAUGCAGAAAUAUUUUCAUGUCUUUUAAAAGAAUAACAGGUAAUUUUUCUUUCUUUACCUUGAUCAACAGUCUCCGAGGUUUAUCUAUUUUAUACUUUUUCAAAGAAUUAGAUUUUGUUUGGUUUCUAGUUUACCAAUUUCUUCUCUGUAUUACUUAGUUACUCCUACUUUAUUGGCAUAUAUAUAUAUUUUUUUUUUUCAUUCCUGAAUUGAAAGUUUAGCUCAUUAAUUAUUGAAUUUACUUGUUUUCUAAUAUGUGUAUUCCCACCUAACAAUGAUAAUUAAUCCCUGAAAAAAACAAUUAUAGUUGAAAACAUAAUAUUACUUUCAAAAAUUUUAAUGACAAAUGUUUUUAUGAGCGCCUAUGUUCUAAAAUAGGCAUGCCCUUAUGCUAAAAUGACAUCAGUCUUAGGAAAAUGCACAAAACUAUUUCAGUAGUUUAUUUUAGUUAUUACAACUCCUAAGAAGCCAUUUCUCUUCAUCAGUUCCUCCAAAAUGUGGCUAUUUACUUGUUUUCAUUAAAUUCAAAGCUGUGAUAAACUAACACUCAAGACUGUGUUACAAAGCAUAGUCAUGAUAACUAUGUUUAUGUAAAUUUAUCUGUAUUGCAAAUUAUAAUAACAAUAAAGAGCAUGGCAAAGACUAAAGAAUUCAGGGAGGUGAUGCAAAUGAAAUUGCACUUUCCUAAGCAAUUGCGUGAAAUCAUUACUGCUAUUAAUUGACAAACCACCUGUAUUCUGAAAUGAGAACUUAACAUAUCAGUGAUAAAGCUGGAAAGAUGACUGAAGUAUCUCAUCAAGGGCACCCAGCCACCGAUUUAAAAUCUAUAAAAUCCAAUACAGUCUUUAUGAAGUCAAAGAAAUGCCUCAUGUGCUGAAAUAGGAAUAGUAAAAGAAACUCUUCUUAAAGAUGGUUUCUCAUGAUCCAAAUGGGUAUAUCUUAGAGGAAUGGCAAUGUAUGUAUUUUUUUUAACGCUUAUUUAUUUUUGAGAGAGCAUGAGCAGGGGAAAGGCAAAGAGAGAGGAAGAUACAGAAUGUGAAGCAGGCUCUAGGCUCUGAGCCCUCAGUCCAGAGCCUGACAUGGGGCUUGAAUUCACAAACCAUGAGAUCAUGAUCUGAGCUGAAGUCUGACACUUAACCGACUGAGCCAGCAGGCUUCCAUCUGUAUCACAAGUUGCCCACAAUAGUGCCUGAGAGCUGCCUCCUUAUAAUGGUUGGCCUGCUGCUAGGAGGGAUUAUUUUUGGGGUCGAUGAAAAGUCCCCCCCUGCCAUGAAGACUGAUGUGUUUUUCUUGUAUCUUCUCCCACCCAUUGUGCUUGAUGCGGGCUAUUUCAUGCCCACUCGCCCGUUCUUUGAGAACAUUGGCACCAUUUUCUGGUAUGCUGUGGUAGGGACCCUCUGGAAUUCCAUUGGCAUUGGGGUGUCUUUGUUUGGUAUCUGCCAAAUUGAAGCCUUUGGCCUGAGUGACAUCACUCUGCUCCAGAAUCUACUCUUCGGCAGCUUAAUCUCAGCAGUGGACCCCGUGGCUGUGCUCGCUGUCUUCGAGAACAUCCAGGUCAACGAGCAGCUCUACAUCCUGGUCUUUGGAGAGUCCCUGCUGAAUGAUGCAGUGACAGUGGUCCUGUACAACUUGUUCAAGUCUUUUUGCCAGAUGAAAACCAUUGAGACCAUUGACGUGUUUGCUGGAAUUGCAAACUUCUUUGUUGUGGGAAUUGGUGGGGUGUUGAUUGGCAUCUUCCUGGGAUUUAUAGCGGCAUUUACUACUCGGUUCACGCAUAACAUCCGGGUGAUUGAACCACUCUUUGUCUUCCUGUACAGUUAUUUGUCCUACAUAACAGCCGAAAUGUUUCACCUCUCAGGUAUCAUGGCAAUCACCGCCUGUGCAAUGACUAUGAAUAAGUAUGUUGAAGAAAACGUAUCUCAGAAGUCCUACACGACCAUCAAGUAUUUCAUGAAGAUGCUGAGCAGCGUCAGCGAGACCCUGAUCUUCAUCUUCAUGGGCGUGUCCACCGUUGGAAAGAACCACGAGUGGAACUGGGCCUUCGUGUGCUUCACUCUUGCCUUCUGUCUCAUCUGGCGAGCGCUGGGUGUCUUUGUCCUGACUCAGGUCAUUAACUGGUUCCGGACGAUUCCCCUGACCUUUAAGGAUCAGUUCAUCAUUGCCUAUGGAGGGCUCCGAGGUGCCAUCUGCUUUGCGCUUGUGUUUCUCCUACCUGCUGCUGUGUUUCCUCGGAAAAAGCUGUUCAUUACAGCUGCAAUCGUUGUCAUAUUCUUUACUGUCUUCAUCCUGGGAAUUACUAUCCGACCGCUGGUGGAAUUUCUAGAUGUGAAGAAGUCCAAUAAGAAACAGCAAGCGGUCAGUGAAGAAAUCCAUUGCCGGUUUUUUGAUCAUGUGAAGACCGGGAUUGAAGAUGUUUGUGGACAUUGGGGUCACAACUUUUGGAGAGACAAGUUUAAGAAGUUCGAUGACAAAUACCUGCGGAAGCUUUUGAUUCGGGAAAACCAACCCAAGUCAAGCAUUGUGUCUUUAUAUAAAAAGCUUGAAAUAAAACAUGCCAUUGAGAUGGCAGAGACGGGGAUGAUAAGUACUGUUCCUUCUUUUGCAUCUCUGAAUGAUUGUCGUGAAGAGAAAAUAAGGAAGCUCACACCUGGUGAAAUGGAUGAAAUCCGAGAAAUAUUAUCCAGAAAUCUCUAUCAAAUCCGACAGCGAACUUUGUCCUACAACAGACACAAUCUGACGGCUGACACAAGUGAGCGACAAGCCAAGGAAAUUCUGAUCCGACGAAGGCACAGUUUGCGAGAAAGCAUCCGGAAAGACAGCAGCUUGAACCAGGAGCACAGGGCGUCCACUUCAGCCUCUCGAUAUUUAUCCUUACCAAAAAAUACAAAGCUUCCAGAAAAGCUACAAAAGAAAAAGAAUAUUUCUAACACAGGUGGCAAUAGCAGUGACUCGGACACAGAUGUUGGGACUACCGUCCUCAAUUUGCAGCCCCGAGCAAGGGGCUUCUUGCCAGAACAGUUCUCAAAGAAAGCCCCACAGCCCUAUAAAAUGGAAUGGAAGAACGAGGUAGACGUCGAUUCCGGACAGGGCCAGCCUUGUAACCCCCCAGCACCCCCCAGCAAAGAGGGGGGCACCCAGACCCCAGGCAUGCUACGGCAGCCCCUUCUCUCCAAAGGCCAGUUUGGCUCAGUGCGGGAAGACAGUGUGACCGAAGGCGUCUGCCCCAAGCCACCACCCAGGCUGGUCCGGAGGGCAUCGGAACCCGGCAGCCGGAAAGCCCGAUUUGGAAGUGAGAAGCCUUGAUGGAAAUGGCCAAAGCAGACCUGGAGUGACUGACCCAGCACAGCUGGGGGUUGUCACUCUGAAACAUGACACAGAAGUGGAAUCCAUUUAAUGCCCUCUAUGCAUCUCAAUACUUCUUUGGGUAGCAGAGUCAUGCCAUUGACUUACAGGAUGAAUGCUCAUCCCAAGAAGAGGAAAAUCAAAGAAGAAAGUCCCAUAAAAUGCCUUUUAUGACUUCUUGCUAGCAGUUGUAUUCCUUACAAGCCUAAAGAAAAAAAAAGUGUGCCUUUAUUGAACUUGAAUGACAGAACUUGAAAUUUUUAACACACCCUUGUUGGUGAAAAUUUUAAUAUAUACAUGUAUGCCUCAAGUUUUAUUUAUGAAAACAUAUGUAUAUCUGUAAUCAGUUUUUAAAUGAAGGGAGCUAAACAUACUCAACAUCUUUCUGGGGUGUAAAAGGCAGCGCCCGGAGGAUGGUGGGCCAUUUGUUCAGAGUCAAGGUGUUUUGCCAUCCUGAGCUGAUGACCAGUUGGUACAGGAAGAGCACAGCAUGGAGCAGACCAUGCUCCAUGAACUCAGACCAGGGAGACAACCAGAACAUCUAGGCAGAUGAGGUGGCCUGGCUCCCAGAGCGCGGAUUCCCAUGAAACAAUGAGUCAGCAGGACUUAAUGUGUUCCUCAUUCUGUAUGUUUGGGGGUGACAUAGGUUCCAUCUCUCAUUUGUGUUUGGCGCAAACAGGCUGUGUGGGUGACGCGACGUAUGACAGACUUGGUGGCAGCUUUUGAUGAAGUUCCAGCGUGCAGGCCUCAUGUUGAAUGUGGGGGAGAUAAAGCAGCACCUGCUUACACCUUGUGGGCAGGUUUUAUAUUGUGCAAUACUGGGAAGAGGAUACAGGAGAUUCCCUUUCAUGCCCAUCUAGGACUACCCGCUUCAGAAUUUUCUGUAGAAUGUUCUAGAACUUUGAGCCUCCAAGCAGUUUAUUCAAACAGUAUUCCAAUAUUUAGCAAAUUGGUGAGAAUUCAGGUCUUGAAAUUUAUUCAGGAAGCACUUUGGAGAAUGUAGUUCUUUUUUUUUUUUUUUUUUUUGCACUAGUGUGUAAUCUGUUACCUCUGGCCCCUCAAUAAAGUAGUGACUCAAAUUCUUCGUAUAAAAAUGGAUUCUCCUCCUCUGAGUACUUUUUAAAAGUACAGCAGAAAGACAAGAAGUGGAAUAUAAUCAUUAAAGAUUAAUAUUUGAA